Molecule: messenger RNA, 2337 nt
Organism: Arachis ipaensis
Lineage: Eukaryota; Viridiplantae; Streptophyta; Magnoliopsida; Fabales; Fabaceae
Source: RefSeq, a predicted model, not a curated record
CACCGUUUCAUGUUCCGAACUUUCCCUCUGAAUUUUAAAAAAUAAAAAUAAAAACUGGAUAUUUUUUUUUUUUUAAUUAUUUUCCUGGUUUUCAGCUGAGAGACCAAAGAGCAAAGACUAUCGCAAUUGAGACAAAAUGCUACAAAGGUUUCGUUCCUUCAAACAACAAUAACUUCGACGAGUGAGGUCUAAAGGGUAAAAAUUGAAUUUUGGUCGAAUCAAUAAUCAUAUUCUAACAUGAAAUUUGGUCUCAAAGAAAGAACUUUUGGUUGGUUCAAAUCAUGAUUAUUUGCAAGCUAUACACAAAUACCAACUAUUACUUAUUAUUAUUAUUAUUAGUCUUAUGAGUCAUUCACAUGAGAGUUUGCUGCAACUCGCACAACUCUGCAUCAAGAAACCAAAACAAAUCAAGCAAAUCCAUUCAAUUCUGAUAACCAAUGGUUACCUACUUCACAACCCAAAUGCACCAUCAAGCCUCAAAUGGAAGCGCACCCAAAUCUUCAAUGCCCUUAUUAGAGGCUACCAUUGUGGUGGUUUCACACACAAGGCUAUUGUCCUUUUCACACACAUGCUUGCGAACCAAGCUUCACCAAACAGCCACACUUUCCCUCCAAUCCUCAAAGCUGCCACUGCUGCUACUUUCCCUCCUCAUUUGGGCACUGCCCUUCACUCGCAGGCCUAUAAGCGCGGCAUUUUGUCUGAUCCCUUCGUAGGGACCACCCUUGUUGCCCUCUAUGCAAGAAAGAAUGACAUUGCUGCUGCACGCAAGGUGUUCGAUGAAAUGCUACAGCCGGGCCUCGUUGCUUGUAAUGCUAUGCUCAAUGCUUUGUGCACUAAUGGGGACACAGAAACUGCUUUAUGGCUCUUUGAUAGCAUGCCAAACAGGGAUGUUGUAUCUUGGACAACAAUUGUGAAUGGUUUUGCAUUGAAUGGGAAAUUUGGUGCUGCAAUUAAUUUUUUUGCAAAGAUGAUGCGUCACCGGGAUGUGUUGUAUUGUUUGGUGAAGCCUAAUGAGGCUACUUAUGUGAGUGUGAUCUCUUCAUGUGCCAAAUUAGAUGGUAAACCAGCUCUUGAUUUUGGAAAGCAAGUGCAUGGGUAUCUGGUGGUGAAUGGUAGCCUUGGAGUUUUUGUUGGAACUUCGUUGAUAGAUCUCUAUGGGAAAAUGGGUUGCUUGAAUUAUUCUAUUAAUGUCUUCAAAGUAAUGAUUUCCAAAGAGGUCUGCACUUGGAAUGCAAUGAUUUCUUCACUUGCUUCAAAUGGUAGGGAGAAAGUGGCUCUGGAUAUGUUUGACAAGAUGAAGAUGGAAGGGUUGAAACCAAAUAGCAUUACCUUAGUAGCAGUUCUUAUAGCAUGUGCUCGAGGGAAAUUUGUCAGGGAAGGAUUGGAGCUGUUCCGAUCAAUGUCAGACGACUUUAAAGUCGAACCAGUAAUGGAGCACUAUGGGUGUGUGAUUGAUCUUUUGGGUAGGGCAGGGCAUUUGCAGGAAGCAGCUGACAUCAUAAGAAAUAUGCCUUUUGAGCCUGAUGCCUCCGUAUUGGGAGCGUUUUUGGGUGCAUGUAGAAUUCAUGGAGCAAUUGAACUUGGAGAAGAAAUAGGAAGAAAGCUACUUAAAUUGCAGACACAACAUUGUGGUCAAUAUGUGUUGUUGUCAAGCAUUAAUGCUGAGAAGGGAAGAUGGAGUCAUGCCUUUGAUCUAAGGAAAGAAAUAACGGAGGCUGGUAUUCAGAAAAUUCCGGCAUACAGUAUGGUUGAUCUGACAUAGUUUUUUCUUCUGUUUAGUCUGUGCUGUGUACAAUAACUCAAUAAGGCAGAAGGAAAAAAUUAUGAGUGGGGCUUUAAGAAAAGAAUUGGAGAAGAGGCAGCAGCUUCUUACAGCAUACUUGUAAGUAAUGAACCAUCUGCUGUGAGUUUAUCGAUAAUGCGCAUUUAAAUCAAGAUAUUUUAAGUUUAAAACAUCUGAUAAUCAACAACUUGUUGAGAGAACUGAUUCUGGAGAUAUAUAGUCCUGCUUUUAUGUGUUUAGUCCAUCUCCAUAUGUAUUUGAUUUAGCAGCAAUAAUGAAACUUAAGGCCUCAAGCGAGAGAGCAAGAGCCUCUUACUCACACACUUACAGGAAUCAGGGUCCAAAAAGGGAAUGGAGACAAAAGGCAGUUGUCAUUGGUACUAAUACCAUUAGGAUGACAGGUUUUUCCCGAAAUACUUUGUACUAUUACUUCUUAGGAAUGUAGUGGUUGUUGAAAAGCAACAUACGAAAUUUUCUUUCUAUAGAAUAUAUCAGUUGAUUACAUGUUGAUAAAUUUGGAUGUCAGCUGGUUAGGAUUUAUUCUUACAUAUGAA